GAAACUCACACCAGCCAGGAGAAGAUUAUUAUCCGUGUCCAAAAAUAACACUUCUCUCAUCCCCCUCUUCCAGCGACCCUGGAAACUUCAGUGGUUUUCUUCUUUUCUGAUUUCCAAUUCUGCUGCCUACCUGCUGCCCCAUGAAGGCUGGAGUAGCCGCCCUCGCAGCCGGGAUCCUCGGCGGCACCGGCGUGUUGCUCUUUCUCAUCGCUUUCGGGACAGAUUACUGGCUUCUAGCUACGGAGACCUGUGGCGUCUUCGAGCGUAGGAAUAGCACUCUGCAGACCGGGGAGGCUGAAACGCCGACAGAGGUCAGGAAGGAGAUCCUCACUUUCCAUCACGAGGGCUUCUUCUGGCGGUGCUGGUUCUUUGGCGAGGGCCACCUGGAGACCAUCUGGACCUUCUGGUACACCAGCCAAGCACACCCCAAGUUCUGCAUGCAUGGCUACCUCUUUCCCAUGCCCAUUGCUCUCGGACCUUUCCCCCAUCCUUCCUACGACACGACCGCAGUGUACAGAGGCUUCUGGACGGCGUUCAUCAUGCUGGCCGUCGCCGCCGGGCUGGUGGGAGGGCUGCUGCUGGUGUGCGGCGUGCCCUUCGUCAGCCCCCGGUCCUACAAAGUCGGAGGUGGAUUCCUCCUUGCUUCGGAUGUGACCGAGCUCUUCCUGCAAACGCUGACCUUCGAUGGGUAUGCAUCUGGAAAUACGAGAUCGCGAGGUCUCACGGGAGAUCUGCUAUUUGGGUCACAGGCAUCCUGCGAGGCUUGGGAGGCUCCAAGGAGAGCGGACCCUCUCUACGUGAGAUGCUGACCUUGCACUCACUGCUCAGGCUUGAGUGUGGCCUCAGCCCUCCUCCCGUCUGGCUCCAGGGGAGGGCAACGGAGGUCUCACUUGCCAAUAAAAAGACUUUCUAGCCUCAUGGUAUGAGCUGUUUAUUAUUCUUUUUAUUAUUCUGUUAUUUAGUAGCCCAUCUGAGAUUAAUAUCUCACGGCUACAUGCCUUUUCCACUCUACUAUGUGUUAUUUCUCUGCAAAAUAGGAUCAUCUAUACUCCUUGCCGUGUUUUAAUACUUGGUUGCAAAGCUCAGCUUAAGGAAGGGUAACACAAGAUGUGAAGGGGAGCUGCCACGAGCGGCAAGCAGCCGCUCGGUGCCUGCGUGGGCUCUGCUUGCGCCGGUGCUGGGUGUAGCAGGUUCGAUGCCAGAUAAUGCUUGCCAUCAGCAGGACUGAUCCCCGUAUCUUUGCAUUUCUGGUGGAAAUUGGAUCUGACACUACUUGGAAGGGUAGAUAAAAAAAAGGAAAAAGUAAGUCUCAGUCUCACCUUCUCACUCAUCUCAGACAAAUUAAAAAUAAAAAAGGCAAAACAACCCACCUUUAGGGCUGGAAUGCAGAGAUAGCCUCAUGCAGAUCCCUGCUGCGAACAUCAGCCAUGUCAUGAUGGUUUCUCCAUGGCCGUAUCCAGCUGUAAUGGAGCCCUCUAGCACCAGCGGCUAAAGCACGAGGCGUCAGUGUGCCUGCGGCUGGGCGGGAGCUGGUCGCGGCGGUGUGGGUCUCUCCCAUGGCGAGUGGGUUGGGCUUUCACAGGAACCUGCAGAGCAAUGCCAUGAAUAAUAAUUCUGCAACGCUAAGCUUUGAUGCAAAGAACCUGCAAGAAUAAAUGGAAAUGUGUUGCGAUCUUUUCUCAGUUUUAUUUCUGUGUUUCAUAUGCUGGUUGUAAGC
Molecule: messenger RNA, 1717 nt
Organism: Pygoscelis adeliae (Adelie penguin)
Lineage: Eukaryota; Metazoa; Chordata; Aves; Sphenisciformes; Spheniscidae
Product: transmembrane protein 182-like
Exons: 5
Coding region: 141-809 (222 amino acids)
Cellular component (GO): membrane
Source: RefSeq, a predicted model, not a curated record